AGACUUAAAGGUUAAACCCUAAAAUGUUUUCACUCUUGUCCUUUGUCUUAAAAAUGUCUCUCCCGCUUCAUCUUCUCCAUUAGUUUCUUGUCUCUACCAAAGUCACUUGCGGAAGAAACGAACUGAAUCUGAACUCUCUCUCUCUCUCUCUCUCUCUCUCUCUCUCUCUCUCUCUCUGUCAUGGCUGUUGUACUCAACCAUGGCUCUCGCAAUCGGAAUCGGAAUCGCCGGAUCUCGCUCCGACACUCCUCCGAUUUGAAAAAGAAACGCACAAUCUCGGGCAAACCAGUUUCUAAUACCACAACAACAUUGAGCCUUAGACAAGAAUUUCACACCUGUAGCAGAGGGUUUCUUAGAUUCAAAUUGUGGGUUCGUGCUUCCGUCUUACUGAAAAAGAAAGCAGCAAGACAUCAUCCUAGCCUUGAUCACUGUAGCAAUCAUCACAAUGAUUCACAAGCUCAACUUGUUGAAGAUGAUGAUGACUGUAGCAAUCAUCACAAUGAUUCACAAGCUCAACUUGUUGAAGAUGAUGAUGGUAGGAUUCAUGAACUUUCUUCCACUGAUGGGGUAGGUAUUAAAAAAAACUCUCUUUUCUUGAAGAAGCUUGUUGAGGAGUUUUCUCCUGAACCUUUCUUACCUCUCAAAGAGGAGGAAGUAGCUCAAGUCAAGACUGCCUUCUCUGAGACGAAUAGAAUGAAGAUAAUGGUUUCUCAUAACAAGUCCAGAAUUGAAAUCUGUGGAGAAGCUUUACAAUGCCUUAUGCCGACUCAAUUGCUUAACGACGAGGUCAUUAAUCUCUAUCUCGAGUUGCUGAAAGAGAGAGAAACUAGCUAUCCCCAAAAGUACUCCUUCGUCAAGUGUCACUUCUUCAACACCUUCUUUUACGUUAAGCUCGUAAGGGGCUCCGGCUACAAUUAUGAAGCUGUCAGGAGAUGGACUAGCCAGAAAAGGCUAGGAUAUGAUCUUAUUGACUGUGACAUGAUAUUUGUUCCAAUCCACAACCGUGUACAUUGGUCCCUGGCAGUGAUUAACAAUAAGGAACGCAAGUUCAUGUAUCUUGAUUCAUUGAAUGCAGCUGUUCCUCAUCCUACAAUUUUGAAUGCUCUGGCAAAGUACUUGGUAGAUGAAGUAAAAGACAAGAAUGGAUAUAAAAUGGACAUUACUUCAUGGGACAUGGAAUACGUUAAAGAACUUCCUCAGCAACAGAAUUGGUUCGACUGUGGCAUGUUUAUGCUUAAAUACAUUGAUUUUUACAGUAGAGGACUGAGUCUACAAUUUAGCCAGAAACACAUGCCAUACUUCAGGUUAAGAACAGCAAAGGAGAUACUCAAUUUGCGAGCUGACUAAUUACUUCCCCUUCUUGGUGACAUUAGCUUUGCUAUUUUACAAAGCCAACAUUGGUAUUAUUAUAUUAGUUAAGCCUCCUCUUAGUUAAAAAAUUCUAUUUGGAGUGUGGAGAAUGCUACCUAGCUAUCUUGAUUCCUUUAAUUAUUGGUUAAAUCUUUCAUUUUUUUUUUCUUUGUUGAGAUGAGAAAUGAAAUUUAAAGUUUUAAACGAAAAAAAAAAAAAUUAUAAGUAAAAAAAACAUGCAUAGCUUAAAUGAUAUAAAUGGGACAGCGUUAUCUUUUAGCUAUUAUCUUUACUUGUCUAAAUUAACAUAAGAAAG
Messenger RNA from Capsella rubella, 1666 nucleotides. Its product is annotated as putative ubiquitin-like-specific protease 1B. The record is from RefSeq and is a predicted model, not a curated record. The transcript is spliced from 9 exons. NCBI's taxonomy places the organism in Eukaryota, Viridiplantae, Streptophyta, Magnoliopsida, Brassicales, Brassicaceae. Gene Ontology annotation, cellular component: nucleus. Gene Ontology annotation, biological process: protein desumoylation. Gene Ontology annotation, molecular function: deSUMOylase activity. Bases 181 to 1347 code for a protein of 388 amino acids.